UGUUAAGCAAAUAUGCGUUUAUUUUUUGCAGUGUUCUUGAAAGUAGCUGUACGAGUUUCUGAUUAUUUAGUGUAAAAACACUAACGAAGUUGCCAAAGUACCUAUUAUUUACAUACUCGAUGGAUCAAAUUGUCGUUAAAAAAGAACCCGAAGAACAGAGACAAAUCUAUGCAUAUGUCUCUGCUGAAGAACUAGUCGACAAUAUCAAAGGUGAUAUUUUUGACCAAGAAAUGCUGUCAACCUCUGGGAUAGCAAUAAAACAAGAUAUUAAAGAAGAAUUGGAUGAUAGCUACAACUUAAUGGACUACAAUAUAUUGGGGUUAAAAGAAGAUUUAGAAACGUCCAUUGAUGGGGAAGACAAUAUUGAUGGAGGCAAGCCAGCAAAACUGAAAUUUGAAGAAGCAUUGCUCGACCAAGGAUCUAAACUCAAUGAUGAAGGAAGUGUCAAUUCUGAUCAUGGAGGUGAAAGUGAAGAUUACUCAUGCAAUAUUAAAGAAGGAAGGGACAGCGACUGUUCUGAAGGAGAUGAUAAAAAAGGAAUAGAUGAAGCCAUGUUUGAGACGAAAAUCGAGGUAAAAUAUCAUGGGGUUCAAUACGAUGAAAUAAGUGACAAAGAAAAGUUUUAUAAAUGUGAAAUUUGUCCUAAGAAAUAUCAAACACAGAUGCGUUUGUUUAAUCAUAAACAGUAUUUUCACAAUAAACUUAAGCAGGAAAUAUUUAAAUGUAACAAAUGUGAUUAUGCAUCUAUAAAAAAAGGUAAUUUUAAAAUUCAUUCGAAAAUCCACGAUAAAAAGAAUUAUUUAAAAUGCCAAUUUUGUGAAUAUGUAGCUGCUCGAUUAUAUAGUUUGAAUGCACAUAUGUUAAGUAACCAUAAAUUUGAAAAUAAUAUAAAAAUAUCGAGUAAAAUUUAUCAGUGCACUAAAUGCUCUUACUCGACCGUUAUUAAAACAAAUUAUGAAACUCACAUAAAAGUAUGUCUGAAAUUAGAAAAUGUUAAAUGGUAUGAUUGUAAAAUUUGCCCCUAUAAAACUAUUCAUAAAAGUCAUUUAAUUACUCAUACAAAAACGCAUAGUAAAAUUAAAGAAUUGGAAUGUUUAUUCUGUCAAUUUCAAAGUAAUAGAAAACAAAAUUUAGACAACCAUAUUUUAGUUAAACAUUCGGAUUUAUUGAACGAAUCCAAUAAAACCAUGAUCACAUCUAAAAUACACCAUUGCCCACAAUGUAACUUUAAAACUACAAUGAAAAGUCAUUUAAAAUACCAUUUAAGAAAUCAUUCUAUAAGCUAGUAGCGCCACCGCGUGGCCGUUAUCGUAGCAAAACUAAAAUUUUUAGGAGCGACUAAAAGCAGGAAGACGCACACCCGUUUGCGGUCAAAACUAAUUUUAACAAAAACUACAAAAGAUAUUAAUUUGCAAUUUGGACCACAUAUUAAUGCAUAUAAGGCCUUUAACAUAUGCAAAAUUCACACUUAUACAUCCAGUGGCGAAACGUGAAAUGUGAAACAUUUUUUCCCGUAAAUGGCUAUAAUUUUAUACCUUUACGAAUGUGUGGCUUGCCAAUUCUGUUCUCAAUAAAAAAUUUUACUAGUAAUACCACUAGAGGUCAAAAAAUUUCCGGAUUUAAUUUGACCUCGUGUGGUAUUCGGUAAGAAAAUUCCACACCUGUAAUUUUUAACCAAUCAAAACGUGUAUUUUUGAUAGAUCACCAUGGCAACGGUUGAAUUUUAGUGGAAAUUUUUUCCUCGUGGGUACCCAACAGCGAAUUAUACUGGAAAUUUUUUGACGUUUAUAAUGACAGAAUAUUUUGUUGACAAUCUGGUUUUUAUUUGUUUACAUGAUCAUUUUGAUACUAUCGCUAACAAAAAAAACUCAUACAGCUAUAUUGUGGCUGUGUGAAUAAAACUUUUCCGUCAAUGUCAAGCUGACAUCACAUCCAUUAUGACUUUUUUAACAACAUUUUCAACCAAACAAUGCAGACGAACUCUGGCAAGCCAUUUGGAACGAGAUAAAGCAAGACGGCAACUUCCAUGCUUUGCCGUUUGCGGGCAGUAAUUG
Molecule: messenger RNA, 2054 nt
Organism: Brassicogethes aeneus
Lineage: Eukaryota; Metazoa; Arthropoda; Insecta; Coleoptera; Nitidulidae
Source: the annotation of a GenBank genome assembly